Aspergillus tanneri is the source of this 963-nucleotide messenger RNA. RefSeq names its product alpha/beta hydrolase. Lineage: Eukaryota; Fungi; Ascomycota; Eurotiomycetes; Eurotiales; Aspergillaceae. Gene Ontology annotation, molecular function: hydrolase activity. The record is from RefSeq and is a predicted model, not a curated record. Bases 1 to 963 code for a protein of 320 amino acids. The transcript has a single exon.
AUGCUCACCUACGACCCCGAAUUUGCUGCCGCGGCUGGCCCGUUGCUGCACCAGCACGUUCAACAGGACCAAUCCCCUAAUCUGGCGGCGACUCAGGCCAAGAUGCAUGCCAUGUGCGACAUGGUGCCAUCCCAGCCCUGUCCGGACGAGGUCGAGCAGCUCGUGCAUCAGGCGCCGGCAGUCGACAGCCAUCAGAUCACCGUCUACCACUACCGUCUGAAACGCAACGAAGGAUCGCCCUCCAAAACGCCCGCCGUCGUGCACAUGCAUGGCGGAGGAUACGUGGCUCUGACGGCCCAGCAGACGGCCACCGCGCAGUUCACCCUCACUGCCCACACCGGCGUGCCAGUUCUCUCCAUCGAGUACCGUCGGGCCCCCGAGCAUCCAUAUCCCACCCCUCUGGAUGACUGCUGGGCCGCCCUGCUGUGGAUCGUCACGCAUGCCGACAUGUUGGCCAUCGACGUGCAUCGAAUCGCCGUCAUGGGCGAGAGUGCCGGCGGUGGGCUGGCGGCGGCCCUGGCGUUGCUGGCGCGCGAUCGCGGUCUCUCCCCACCGCUGGCCAAGCAGAUCCUCGUGUAUCCGUGCCUGGAUGAUCGCACACGCACAAAUCCCGUCGGGGAGUUUGCGUUCUGGACGGAGCACGACAAUGUCAAUGCCUGGACGGCGUACCUGGGAAAUCGCGCAGGCACGGAGGACGUGCCAGCAUAUGCAGCACCGGCGCGCGUGCAGAGUGUCGAGGGACUGCCUCCGUUAUAUCUCGAUUGUCCGCAGCUGGACCUGUUUCUCAGUGAGAGCUGCGAGUACGUGCGACGCUUCCUGGAGGCCAACAUCUCCGUCGAAUUCCACAUAUAUCCGGGACUGCCGCAUGGAUUCGAGGCAUUUGCUCCGACCAGUGGGCCAGUUCAGCGUGCCUGCAUGAAUCGGUUCCGGGCUGUAGCCAGUUUAUAUGACGAGAUACAAUGA